Messenger RNA from Amoebophrya sp. A25, 284 nucleotides. NCBI's taxonomy places the organism in Eukaryota, Dinophyceae, Syndiniales, Amoebophryaceae. The record is from the annotation of a GenBank genome assembly.
GCCGUUCCCGCUUGGAGCUGGCUUCCAGCUUUACUCGAGCCAAAUUUCCCAGCCUGCUCUUGCGUGUCAAAAAGAAAGGCUUUGGGGUCGUCACUCCGGUUGCCAAAAUCCGCAGAUUUCUUACAGAAAAUACACUUGCGGCAGAGUGCGAGUACAGAUUUCUAGAAGACUUGGUAAUCGUGCAGCAAUGUUCUAGCAGACGCAAGUGCAACUAUGACCUGGCAACAGGUAGAGAACCGCCAGGAUCAGACGACUUGACGCCAACAUCUUCAAGCAAAGCCAGG